CUUACCGGUCCACUGACGGGCAGUAUGAGCGGGGAUGAGGACGUCAUGACGACUGCCAAGAACUUUGUCCGCACACGCAUCAUCAACCCAUUCAAAGCCCUUCGCGGACGAGUGAUGCUCGAACAAGCGAUCUUCUUCGGUCUCAUUGUGGCCAACGCGUUCAUUCUGUGGAAGACGCUGACGGUGGUCUCCGGCUCCGAGUCGCCCAUUGUUGUGGUGCUCUCGGGCUCGAUGCGCCCGGCCUUUGACCGUGGCGACCUCCUCUUUCUCACCAUGGGAUCUUCUCCGCUCCGGGUCGGCGAAAUCGUAGUCUACGCUCUCCCAGGCCGGGCCAUCCCCAUCGUCCAUCGCAUUGUAUCGCUACACGAGUCGCGAUCGUCCGGCAAGGUCGACCUGCUGACAAAGGGCGACAACAACGACGUCGACGACCUUGGCCUCUACCCUCGCGGCGUCUGGUGGCUCCAUCGAGAGAACAUCAUCGGCCGCGCAGGCGGCUUUGCCCGCGGCGCUGGCGUCAUGACCAUCGCCAUGAACGACAUGCCCCAGCUCAAGUGGGCCAUGAUCGGCGGCCUCUUCUUGUACGUCCUCCUCAAUCGCGACGGCUGAGCCCUCCCCCUUGCCUGGUGGCUCUCAACGUGUAAACGCCCUUCCUAC
Molecule: messenger RNA, 654 nt
Organism: Thecamonas trahens ATCC 50062
Lineage: Eukaryota; Apusomonadida; Apusomonadidae
Product: signal peptidase complex I
Exons: 2
Coding region: 25-606 (193 amino acids)
Cellular component (GO): signal peptidase complex; membrane
Molecular function (GO): serine-type endopeptidase activity
Source: RefSeq, a predicted model, not a curated record